AUGUCUAAUAAGGUCGCUACCAACAACAUUUUCGCUAGUCUUAAUGACGACUCCGAUAACGAAGCUCCCGUUAAGACCACCCAAGCUACUAAGGCUACCACUGAAGCCAAGCCCGCUCAAAAUGCCACUAAGGGUACCCACUCUAACACCAGAGGUCACAGAGAAAGAAGAGAUGCUGGUGACAACGGUGAAGAAAAGGUCAAGAAGGACGAUUCCCAAAGACCCAAGCACGUCAAGGACGGUGUCAAGCCCAAGGGUGUUCCCGCUGAACCUCACCCCUAAGACAGAAAGUCUGGUACCGGAUUCUCUGGUGUCGACAAGAAGAAAUUCAGAAAGGAAGGCGGUGGCAGAGGUAACUUUGGUACCAUCAAGGGUGAAGUCCAAUAAUUGAAGGAAGAAACCAAGGAAGUCAAGGAAGAAGUCCCUGAAGAAGUUGAAGUUGAACCUGAAGUUGUUGAUAACACCAUCCUCGCUGAAGAUUACUUCAAGAUGAACGGUUACUCCGAUGAAAAGCCCGCCCAAAAGGUUCCCGAAAGAUAACUCAACUUAGAUGAAUUGAAGAGAGAAAAGCUCGAAGUCGUCCAAUCUAAGACCGAAAAGGUUAUUGAUACCAACAUCAAGAGUGCCAACCAAAAGAAGAACAAGGGUCCCACCACCUACUCUCUUGGUUGCAACACCGAAAACUCCGAAUUACUCGGUGUCAAGUCUGGUCACACCACCCUCAAGUACAAGGUUGAAAAGGCUGGUGAUGAACUCGUCGGUAAGAUCGUUGAAUCCAAGAAGGAUAACGCUAGAGACUUCAAGGACAACAAGGACAAGAAGCCCUUCAACAAGAACAAAAAGGUCAACGUUGAAAACGAAGAAGAUUUCCCUAAAUUAGCUUGA
This is a messenger RNA of Tetrahymena thermophila SB210, 885 nucleotides long. Its product is annotated as hyaluronan/mRNA-binding family protein. Lineage: Eukaryota; Ciliophora; Oligohymenophorea; Hymenostomatida; Tetrahymenidae. The record is from RefSeq and is a predicted model, not a curated record. The transcript has 5 exons.